Marmota monax (woodchuck) is the source of this 692-nucleotide messenger RNA. It is a transcript of the gene Slurp1, whose product is annotated as secreted LY6/PLAUR domain containing 1. Bases 107 to 484 code for a protein of 125 amino acids. The record is from RefSeq and is a predicted model, not a curated record. The transcript is spliced from 3 exons. Gene Ontology annotation, molecular function: acetylcholine receptor inhibitor activity. NCBI's taxonomy places the organism in Eukaryota, Metazoa, Chordata, Mammalia, Rodentia, Sciuridae.
ACUGAGUCACGGCCAGAUCCGCCGCCGCCCAGGAGCAGGAGCUGUGGGGGCUGGUAUAAAUCCUUAACAUGGGGCCAGCCACCCUCCCAGCGCCAAGCACCCAGGAAUGGCCUCUUCCUGGGCCACGCGGCUGCUGCUCCUCGCAGCCUGGAGCCUGGGCUGUGGUGAGGCCUUCAGGUGCUACUCCUGCGAGCGGCCCACGCCCAUUUACGCAUGCAAAAACAUUACCUACUGCAAGCUGGAGGACACGGCCUGCAAGACCACACUGGAGAAGGUGGAGAACGAGUACCCCUUCGACCAGAGCCCCAUGGUGACCCGCUCCUGCUCCGACUCCUGCCUAGCCACUGACCCCGACAGCAUUGGGGCUGCCCACCCCGUCUUCUGCUGCUUCCGCGACCUCUGCAACUCAGCGGAGGCAGCCCAGCUGGGUGCUGGGACUCUGGCCACACUGGGAGCAGUGCUCCUCGGGCACCUCCUCUCCUGACAGGGCCUAGCACUGCUGGUGGCCACCUCUGCCUACACGUCUCCGUGAGCCAGGCCACUCACUCUGUCCCCAAAACAUGUAGAAAAUAAAUAAGCCAAGGGUGGAGAUGAGUUUUGUCCUUCCUGGGCACUGAGAGCCCACAGAGGGGUCUUUAGGAGAGCUGAGCCCGCUUGGCCUGCUCCAGGCUCCCGACCCUCUUUUUUACCCA